UCCACCGGGAAGGACAAGGGGACUGGGCAAGGGGACCCCGGCCAGUGAGCGCCCGUGCCCCGGGGCCGCCCUUGGCACGCGCUCUCUCGCCUCGAGCCCGGGGCCGGUGUCGCCUCACAUGGUAUUGGCCGCAGCCAUGAGCCAGGACGCGGAUCCCAGCGGCCCCGAGCAACCCGACAGAGAUGCCCGCAGCGUGCCGGGUGCUCCGGCGCCCCCCGCGCCCCUCGCGCCCCCGGGACCGAGAGGGAUGCAGCCGCCGCCGCCGCCGCCAGCCAGCCUACCGCAGAUCAUCCAAAAUGCCGCCAAGCUCCUGGACAAGAACCCCUUCUCGGUCAGUAACCCGAACCCUCUGCUGCCUUCACCUGCCAGCCUCCAGCUGGCUCAGCUGCAAGCCCAGCUCACCCUCCACCGGCUGAAGCUGGCGCAGACGGCCGUCACCAGCAACACCGCAGCCGCCACAGUCCUGAACCAAGUCCUCUCCAAAGUGGCCAUGUCCCAGCCUCUCUUCAACCAGCUGAGGCAUCCGUCUGUGAUCAGCAGCCCCCACAGCCACACUGGGGCGCCCCAACACGCGGCGACCAUGCCCAGUGCUCGGUUUCCCUCGAAUGCAAUUGCCUUCUCACCCCCCGGCCAGACACGAGGCCCAGGACCCUCCGUGAGCCUUCCCAGCCAACCCCCCAACACCGUGGUGAUGCAUCCUUUCAGUGGGGUCAUGCCUCAGACCCCUGCCCAGCCAGCAGUCAUCUUGGGCAUUGGCAAGACAGGGCCUGCUCCUGCUGCAGCAGGAUUCUACGAGUAUGGCAAAGCCAACUCCAGCCAGGCAUACGGCUCCGAAACAGACAGUCAGCCCAGCUUCCUGCCAGCCACGGCCUCUACCACGGGCAGUGUGACCUAUGAAGGGCACUACAGCCACUCAGGGCAAGAUGGCCAAGCUGCCUUUCCCAAGGACUUCUACGGACCCAACUCCCAAGGGUCGCAUGCGGCAGGUGGAUUUGCGGCUGAGCAGGCCGGGGGCAUGAAAGGCGAGGUAGGUCCGCUGCUGCAGGGUCCAAACAGCCAGUGGGAGAGCCCCCACGGAUUCUCUGGCCAAAGCAAGCCCGAUCUUACAGCAGCCCCUAACCUGUGGCCUCCACCCCCCAGCCAGCCCUAUGAGCUAUAUGACCCCGAGGAACCCACCCCAGACAGGACCCCUCCUUCCUUUGGGGGUCGGCUAAACAACAGCAAACAGGGUUUCAGCGGUGCCCGGCGGCGGGCCAAGGAGGAGCAGACUAUGCUGUCCGUGCGGCCCCUGCAGGCUCACGAGCUGAAUGACUUUCACGGUGUGGCCCCCCUGCACCUGCCACACGUCUGUAGCAUCUGCAACAAGAAGGUGUUUGAUUUGAAGGACUGGGAGCUGCAUGUGAAAGGGAAACUACAUGCUCAGAAAUGCCUGGUCUUCUCUGAAAACGCUGGUAUCCGGUGUAUACUUGGUUCGGCAGAGGGAACGCUGUGUGCCUCUCCCAACAGCACAGCCAUUUAUAACCCUGCUGGGAACUCUGAAGAUUAUGCCUCAAAUCUUGGAUCAUCAUAUGCGGCCAUUCCAGCAAGGUCAUGUGCUCAGGCAAAUCCUGCAUUUCCUUCAGCUUCCCCUGGGACAAAUUUUGCACAACGGAAAACUGGUGCCGGCCGCGUGGUGCACAUCUGCAAUCUCCCUGAAGGAAGCUGCACAGAGAAUGACGUCAUUAACCUGGGGCUGCCCUUUGGAAAGGUCACUAAUUACAUCCUCAUGAAGUCUACUAAUCAGAAACCUGGGAAAACUGUGGCUGCCAUCAUCCAGGACAUGCAUUCCCAGAGGGAGAGGGACAUGUUCCGGGAAGCGGACAGAUAUGGCCCAGAAAGGCCACGGUCUCGCAGUCCGGUGAGCCGGUCACUAUCCCCGAGGUCCCACACUCCGAGCUUCACCUCCUGCAGCUCUUCCCACAGCCCUCUAGGCCCCACCCGGGCCGACUGGGGCAACAGCCGGGACUCGUGGGAGCACUCGCCCUAUGCCAGGAGGGAGGAAGAGCGAGACCCAGGCCCCUGGAGGGAGAACGGGGAGGACAAGAGGGACAGGGCAGACAUGUGGACGCACGAUCGCAAACACUACCCCUGGCAACUGGACAAAGCUGAGUUAGAGGAGCGGCUCGAAGGAGGGAGGGGCCACCGAGAAAAGCACCUGAGGACCGGGUCCCCCAGCCCCCUCCACUCUGCAUCAGGCUACAAAAGCCGAGAAGACGGCUACUACCGGAAGGAGCCCAAAGGUAAAUCAGACAAGUACAUAAAGCAGCAGCAAGAUGCUCCCGGCAGGUCCAGGAGGAAAGAGGAGGCCAGAAUGCGGGAGAGCAGACAUCCCCACCCUGAGGACUCAGGCAAGGAAGACGGGCUGGAGCCGAAGGUCACUAGUGCCCCUGAGAGCACCAAGUCUAAGCAGAGUGAGAAAAACAGAACCAAGAGACCCGAUAGAGACCAAGAAGUUGCUGAUAAUAGAAGAGAAAGGAGGAUGGCGGGGAAUGAGGCUGGAAGAGAGGGGCAGGAGCGCAUGGAAGAAAGCACCUCAUCGCCGGCCAGGCAGGAGAAAGAAACAGUGUCCUCAGAUGCAGAAGACGCAAGGACAAAGAAGGAGCAGGAGUGGGAGAGUGGAAGUGAGGCAGAAGGGGAGAGCUGGUAUCCCACCAACAUGGAGGAGCUGGUUACAGUGGACGAGGUUGGGGAGGAGGAAGAUUUUAUUAUGGAACCAGACAUCCCAGAACUGGAAGAAAUUGUGCCCAUUGGCCAGAAGGACAAAAUCUGCCCAGAAAUAUAUCCCUGUGUGACGACCACCUUAGACCUGGACGUAGCCAAGGAUUUCACCAAUGAGGGAGUGAAGCCCGAAGGGAAUGGGGCUACGGAAAUCAGCCUCAAGUCACCCAAAGACCUGCCUUCUGCUUCCACAAGCUGUCCCAGUGACAUGGACGUGGAAAUGCCUGGCCUAAAUCUGGACGCUGAGUGGAAGCCAGCUGAGCGUAAGACAGGCCUUUCACUGGAGGGUUCAGAUUGCUACGAGAAGCAGGCAGAGGGAGGGGAGAACUCCGAUGUGCGCCUGGCCCCUCCACUCCAGCAGCAAAUGUCUUCCCCCAAGCCAGCAGAAGAGGGGGCACGGCAGCCUAGCCCACCUCCCGAUGACUGCAAGGCCAGGAGGACCCCUGAAGACGGGGCUUGUGAAGGCAGCCCCCUGGAGGGGAAAGCCAGCCCUCGCACCGACUCCAACCUCCAAGGCCAGGCUCGCCAAGGAGUAUCGACCCGGGAAAGCUCCAGGUACAUGGAAAUGAAAUCUCUGGACGUGAGGUCACCGGAAUACACCGAGGCGGAGCUGAAGCAACCCCUCUCUUUGCCUUCCUGGGAACCAGAAGAUGUGUUCAGUGAGCUUAGCAUUCCUCUAGGGGUGGAGUUCGUGGUGCCCAGGACUGGGUUUUACUGCAAGCUGUGUGGGCUGUUCUACACGAGCGAGGAGAUGGCCAAGAUAAGCCACUGUCGCAGUGCUAUCCACUACAGGAACUUACAGAAGUAUUUGUCGCAGCUGGCCGCCGAGGAGGGCCUGAAGGAGACGGAGGGAGCCGGCAGCCCCAGGCCUGAGGAGGGCGGAAUCGUGCCGCACUUUGAGAGGAAGAAUCUCUGAUGCCCCGGCCGCUGCUGGAAGCCGGGAGAGGAGGGCCUUCCGGUGCGGCCUUCCUGACCUCGGGGACAGAAGCUAAAGCCAGAGAGGAAGGAAAACCAGGCAGGCCAUGUUGCCUCGGCUUGUUCUCAGAGGCUCGUGGAAACGCCCUUGAGGUGUCUCCCCAGUGAAGCUGUCACCUGAC
Messenger RNA from Ailuropoda melanoleuca (giant panda), 3854 nucleotides. It is a transcript of the gene RBM20, whose product is annotated as RNA binding motif protein 20. Gene Ontology annotation, molecular function: nucleic acid binding; zinc ion binding. NCBI's taxonomy places the organism in Eukaryota, Metazoa, Chordata, Mammalia, Carnivora, Ursidae. The transcript has 13 exons. Gene Ontology annotation, cellular component: nucleus. The coding region runs from base 119 to 3673 and encodes 1184 amino acids. The record is from RefSeq and is a predicted model, not a curated record.